Messenger RNA from Solanum dulcamara, 1838 nucleotides. Its product is annotated as sugar carrier protein A. The record is from RefSeq and is a predicted model, not a curated record. Gene Ontology annotation, cellular component: membrane. Gene Ontology annotation, biological process: monosaccharide transmembrane transport. NCBI's taxonomy places the organism in Eukaryota, Viridiplantae, Streptophyta, Magnoliopsida, Solanales, Solanaceae. The transcript is spliced from 4 exons. Bases 94 to 1635 code for a protein of 513 amino acids. Gene Ontology annotation, molecular function: monosaccharide transmembrane transporter activity.
ACUUAUACUAUUCAAGUCAAAGAAAGAGAAGUGUACAUAUAUUAUUACUCCAAUUUCUCUUCUUUGGUUUAGUGUUUUUCCAAGAAAUUGAAGAUGGCAGGAGGGGGAAUUGCUUCACUUGGUGUAACAAAAGAAAGAGCUGAAAAUUAUAGAGGAAAAGUCACUCUUUAUGUCAUCAUAGCAUGUAUUGUUGCUGCUGUUGGAGGUUCACUCUUUGGAUAUGACAUUGGAAUUUCAGGGGGGGUGACAUCGAUGGAUGAAUUUCUUCGUCGAUUCUUCUACUCAGUAUACCUAAAGAAGCAGCACGUCCACGAAGACAACUAUUGCAAGUACAAUAAUCAGGUUCUUGCUGCAUUUACCUCAUCUUUGUACUUAGCUGGUUUAGUUGCAUCUCUGGUAGCCUCUCCUAUCACAAGGAACCAUGGACGUCGUACAAGUAUAAUAUGCGGUGGCAUUAGUUUCUUUGUUGGAGCAGUUCUUAAUGCCGCUUCUAUCAACCUUGGCAUGCUUCUUUUCGGACGAAUUAUGCUAGGCAUUGGCAUUGGCUUUGGAAACCAGGCAGUUCCGUUAUAUUUAUCAGAGAUGGCUCCAGCACAUCUAAGAGGAUGUCUGAACAUGAUGUUUCAAUUAGCAACAACACUCGGAAUCUUCACAGCAAACAUGAUAAACUAUGGAACAAGCAAACUUCAUCCAUGGGGAUGGAGACUUUCUUUAGGCCUAGCAGCAGCACCGGCCUUCGUGAUGACAGUUGGAGGCCUGUUUCUCCCCGAGACACCGAACAGCUUAAUCGAACAAGGAAACAAAAUUAAAGGAAGACUAGUUUUAGAGAAGAUAAGAGGAACUGAGAAUGUAGAUGCAGAAUUCGAAGACAUGGUGGAUGCAAGUGAAUUGGCACGUUCGGUUAAGCAUCCUUUUAGAAACAUUCUUAAAAGGCGAAACAGGCCGCAGUUAAUUAUGGCAAUUAUGAUGCCAACUUUUCAGAUACUUACAGGCAUUAACAUCAUACUUUUUUAUGCGCCUGUAUUGUUUCAGAGUAUGGGGUUUAAAAGGACAGCCUCCCUGUAUUCCUCUGCUUUGACUGGUGCAGUUCUUGCUUCAUCUACAGUUGUAUCGAUGGCCACAGUUGAUAGAUGGGGUCGAAGAAUUCUGCUUAUUACCGGUGGAAUCCAAAUGAUCAUCUGCCAGAUUAUUGUUGCCAUAAUCUUGGGACUCAAAUUUGGUAGUGACAAGGAGCUAUCAAGAGGUUACUCAAUUAUAGUAGUUGUUUUCAUUUGCCUCUUUGUUGCUGCAUUUGGAUACUCAUGGGGACCACUUGGCUGGACAGUGCCAAGUGAAAUUUUCCCCUUAGAGACAAGAUCAGCAGGCCAAAGUAUCACUGUUGCUGUGAAUUUAUUCUUCACAUUUGCAAUAGCACAAUCUUUCCUCUCACUUUUAUGUGUUAUGAGGUUCGGGAUUUUCCUCUUUUUCGCCGGUUGGAUUUCUGUCAUGACGAUCUUCAUCUAUCUCUUCUUGCCCGAAACAAAGGGGGUUCCGAUUGAAGAGAUGAUGCGCCUUUGGGAAAAGCAUUGGUUCUGGAAGAAAAUCGUCUCGGAGGAUCAGCAAGCUAAAAACACCAAUGGACUCAAUCAUGCUUAACUAACAGAGGUACAUUUUUAACAAUGUGAAAGGUGAAUAGAGAAAUCUAUCUUGUGCAUGUAGAAUUUUAGUCUUCUAUAUAUAUAUAUAUAUAUAUAUAUAUAUAUAUAUAUGUAAAAGUGCUUAGAUUAACCAGUGGCGAAUCCAAAAUUUAUACUGGUGUGAGUUGGUAUUUUGGAAAUGUAUGUUUAAUUCUACUUGUA